AUGAAAGUGUUAGUAUCGUCAGAUGAUACGGGAGGCGCGAAGCUAGCGAUUUUUAAAAGGGGUACAGAUACUUCCAAACAGGAUGCUAUACAACCCGAAGCAAUUACGAAUUGUUUGAUACAACCAUAUUCUAAUUAUGGGUCAAGGAUAAUACAUUUGUUGAACUACAAUUAUCAGUAUCUCAUUGCCUCAAGGUAUGGUGGGAUCUUGUCCAUAUUUGAUUUUGAGGAAAAAGAAGAGAAAGAAAACGAUAAAGCAAAUAAGGACGAUGCAAACGAAGAGACACUAUUUGAGCAUUUGCAUGAUUAUAGAAUACCUGUCGAAAAGGACGACAAACCCGUGGCAUUGGUAAAAGCAGAGAAAUUGGACAGUGUAUUUGUAGCUUAUGAAUCGGGAAAAGUGUUUGUCAUAUACAUUGGGGAUUUCAAAUUUGAGCCAUUAUUAAUUAAUUUAUCAAACUCAGGCCCAAUUAGUGCCUUUACUAAUAAUCCACGUCGAGAAAAUGUAUUCGCUUAUGGAGGAAAGGAGAAUGAUCUCCAAAUAGUUGAGCUUUACGAUGCUAAAGUGAAUAGUACAAUUUUCAAAAAGGAGGAUUAUAGGUUGGUUUUCAGUCCAAAGACAAUCUUUAAAGCAAAAAAUGUCAAAAAUGAUCACUUGAAUCUAAGAGUUCCGAUUUGGAUUACGAAUGUCUUGUUUUUUAGUGAUAAGAAAGAGGGUAGUUGCAAACACUACAAUCUCAUAACCUCAACACGAUAUGGACAAUUGAGGAUUUACGAUACAGCUCAUGGUAGAAGACCUAUUAAGGAUUUUCAAGUUGCAGAAAAACCUAUUGUAACAUUAACAUUUGCAAGUGAGGAGGAGAACGAGGUCAUUGUAACCGAUACGCAUAAUAUGAUUGCCAAGUAUUCCUUGACACAAAUCGAUGAUAAAGCUUUCAAAACAAACUCUGCUUCUGCGGGCAAUAUUAUCAAGCCUGUUCCAAAACUUUUAGGAAAAUUUACAGGAGGAAAUACAGGUGCAACUUUUGGUGUUCAAAUUCAUGAAGAAUUAGCUACCUUUGCUGGUCUUGAUAGAUAUCUUCGAGUUUUCGAUCUAGAUACUCGCCAGGUAUUGGCAAAAGUUUACUUGGGGGUUGAAGCUAGUUCUUUACUUAUUAUAGACGAUGAGGAUGAAGAAGAUGAGGAUCAAAAGCGAAAAAGAGAAGAGGAAGAAGCAGAAGACGAGCAAAUGUGGGAUCAACUAAACAAGAAACAAAAACAAAAAUAA
This is a messenger RNA of Lodderomyces oxycetoniae, 1266 nucleotides long. RefSeq names its product ribosome biosynthesis protein (gene NSA1). Gene Ontology annotation, molecular function: protein binding. The record is from RefSeq and is a predicted model, not a curated record. NCBI's taxonomy places the organism in Eukaryota, Fungi, Ascomycota, Pichiomycetes, Serinales, Debaryomycetaceae. Gene Ontology annotation, biological process: ribosomal large subunit biogenesis. Gene Ontology annotation, cellular component: preribosome, large subunit precursor; nucleolus. Bases 1 to 1266 code for a protein of 421 amino acids. The transcript has a single exon.